Messenger RNA from Diabrotica virgifera virgifera (western corn rootworm), 10867 nucleotides. Its product is annotated as casein kinase II subunit alpha. NCBI's taxonomy places the organism in Eukaryota, Metazoa, Arthropoda, Insecta, Coleoptera, Chrysomelidae. Gene Ontology annotation, biological process: protein phosphorylation. The coding region runs from base 443 to 1489 and encodes 348 amino acids. The record is from RefSeq and is a predicted model, not a curated record. Gene Ontology annotation, cellular component: cytosol; protein kinase CK2 complex; nucleus. The transcript has 6 exons. Gene Ontology annotation, molecular function: protein serine/threonine kinase activity; ATP binding.
CUGUCUGAUGUCUGUAGGAUAAAAAGUUUUGUUUGUAUUGUUGGUAUUGGUAUGUAUGACUGAAUCUGUCACUGUAUUCAAGAAGGGUCAUACAUACAACUCAUCAAAAGUUAGGUGUAUGGUUAAAAUAAACAUGCAACGUCUAAAAUAAGUUUUAUUUUGGAUAUUGUAUAUUUAAAUACUUUUUUAUUUAAUAAUAAAAUAAUAUAUUUUUAUGUGUAACGUGUAAUAUUAUAAUCUCGAAAAAGAUGAUUUAAAUGUUCCCGCAAUUAAGUUCUAUCGUGCGCCACCUUUCGCCUGUAGAUUUCUAUUAAAAUCAGUGGUGUCCCUUAAUGCAUUUUUUAAUGUUGAUGCUGAUCCCAUCCGAACUAAUUAAGUUUGUAAAGAAGGAAAUAGAGCUUAUGCACCACAGUUUGUAAAUAAUAAAGUGCUUUGUAAGACGAUGGCCGUACCUAGUAGAGCUAGAGUAUAUUCUGAUGUAAAUUCACAUAAGCCAAGAGAAUACUGGGACUAUGAAAGUUAUGUUGUCGAUUGGGGUCAACAAGAUGACUAUCAAUUGGUGAGAAAGCUAGGAAGAGGAAAAUAUAGUGAAGUGUUCGAAGCUAUCAAUGUAACAAAUAAUGAAAAAUGUGUAGUUAAAAUUUUAAAGCCUGUUAAAAAGAAGAAAAUAAAAAGAGAAAUAAAAAUUUUAGAAAAUCUAAGGGGAGGUACAAAUAUAAUCACUCUAGAAGCUGUCGUCAAGGAUCCUGUGUCCAGGACUCCUGCUUUAAUAUUUGAACAUGUCAAUAAUACUGAUUUUAAGCAGCUUUAUCAAACUCUGACAGAUUUUGACAUCCGUUAUUACUUGUAUGAAUUAUUGAAAGCAUUGGAUUACUGUCACAGUAUGGGUAUUAUGCAUAGGGACGUAAAACCACAUAAUGUAAUGAUUGAUCAUGAAAAUAGGAAAUUGCGACUAAUAGAUUGGGGAUUAGCAGAAUUUUAUCAUCCCGGACAGGAAUAUAAUGUUAGGGUAGCUUCAAGGUAUUUUAAAGGACCUGAACUCCUUGUAGACUAUCAGAUGUAUGAUUAUUCCCUUGAUAUGUGGUCUUUGGGCUGUAUGCUAGCAUCUAUGAUUUUCCGAAAGGAACCCUUUUUUCAUGGUCAUGAUAAUUAUGAUCAAUUAGUCCGCAUAGCCAAAGUCCUAGGUACUGAAGAGCUUUUUGAAUAUCUUGAUAAAUAUCAUAUAGAGCUAGACCCUAGAUUCAACGAUAUUUUAGGAAGACAUUCGAGGAAAAGAUGGGAAAGAUUUGUUCAUAGCGAGAAUCAGCAUUUAGUAUCACCCGAAGCUUUAGAUUUUUUGGAUAAACUGUUACGUUAUGAUCAUUUAGAACGCCUUACAGCACGUGAUGCGAUGGAUCAUUCAUAUUUCUAUCCCGUGGUAAAAGAGCAGUGCAGGAUGCUGUCUACGGUGUCAUCGUCCCCUACUCCUUUGACAGGAGUAGGUGAGUAGCGUGCAUAACAGUGAAGAACCUUAUCAUUUCAUGUGCUGUCAAAUUUGCCAUACACCAUCCAAUAUUUUUUUCCAAGAUGAUGUAAUUUUCUCUCUGCAGCGAUGAUCCUACAUAUAUUUCCAUUAUGUAUAAAUAUUUUUUGUAUGGUUGAAAAUAAUUUCAAAUAACUGGCGUUCUUUACUUUAUGUUUAACUUAUUUCACUAAAUUGGCUGCAAAGGUAAACAUAAUAUGUUUAAGGUUAGAUAUAGUUGUUACCAUUUACUAACGAAAGUUAUUUGAAAUUCUUUUUCUCUGGGUAUUGUUACAACGUUGUAUCUUAUUUAAUACAAUUUUCUUUUGUAAUUCUGAUGGAAAUUAUUAGCAGCUAAAAUUACAGUUUGCGCAUACUUGAUGAGUCAUUUAUGGAGACCUGAGAAUCAUAAAGUCAGCCCUACCUUUAGUGUAAUUAUUUUUAACUCACAAAUAAAACAUUCCUUUUUUAAUUAUUUUUGUUGUACCCAAUUUAUUUCAAAGUACAACUAAUCAAAAUUGAUUCUAUGGUUUGGUGGUGGAGAAAAAAAUAAUAUUCUACAGUCCCUAAAUCUAACAGUCUAUCCUAAAGUAUCUAUAAUCCCCAGGUCGACUCAGCCUGAAUAAAAUAAGCAUUUUGGGUAAAACUAGGGGUAAUAAGAGGCAGUUAACUCAAGUUUGACAUUAAGUCAGUAUCAUAUUAAAUAUGAUUUUAUUUGGGUCGUCUGCAUGACAUGUUAUUUAAUUUAAUACUAUAGAUUAAGAGCCGCUAUAGGUGAAAUUUCUUAAUCAUUUUAGGCACGAUGGGACCCUAUAACUUAAAUAGUAGAACCUAAAAGAAAAUGUUUGAACACUGUGCCGUCACUUUUCAGUGGCACAUGCGUCGACAGUGGCGCAUCAAACUUUCCACUUCUGGACGGGAUAAAUAAAUUAAAAGUUACCCUCCCUUACUAACAGAAUAAAUUUUUUUUAUUUUUUAAGUUCUAUGUGAUUAACACAUAAAAUUCAGCGUAAUUUUAACCCACCACCCCCUUCCCCCUACCCCCACCCUCAAAAACUUCAUUUUUCGUUUUUAUUUUUUUUUGGUGGGAUGCAAUCAAUUUUAAAAUUUCAAAAAAUUCACAAGCAUAGCUGAGGAUUUUAUAAAACAUGCCUAUUUUUUAUAGACCCAUAGGCAGAGUGUACAUAACCUCAAAACAUUUAAAAAAAAAAAUUUUUCAAAAAAGCGUAUAACUUUUUUUGAUUAAUAGCUACAGGUCUAAUUUUUUCUUAAUUUUGUGUGUUUUAUCAAACACUAUAUUUUUAAUUUUUUUCAGAUUUUUCUGUAAGGCUCCCCACCUUUAAAAUCCAAAAAACUGUUUUUUGGGGGGUUUUGGGGGAUUUUCCCUAUUUUAUAGACUUCAUAAUAUAUCAAAUCAAUUUUGAUUUUAUAGGUUAUAUGUAACUUGAAGUAAGUGAGUCCUUUAGAAUAUUUAAAAAUCAAAAAAACACGUUCAAAACCCCCUUAAAAAACAGUUUUUUGGAUUUUUAAAGGUGGCCAGCGUUACAGAAAAAUCUGAAAAAAAUUAGAAAUAUAGUGUUUGAUAAAAUAUACAAGACUAAGAAAAAAUUAGAUCUGCAGCUGUCUCCAAAAAAAGUUAUAUACUUUUUUCCAAAAAAAAAAAAAAUUUAAAAAUUUUUUUGAGGUUAUGUACACUCAACCUACAGGUCUAUAAAAAAUAGACGUGUUUUAUGAAAGCCUUAGCUAUGCUUGUGAAUUUUUUGAAAUUUUAAAAUUGAUUGCAUCCCACAAAAAAAAAUAAAAUCGAAAAAUAAAGUUUAUGAUGGUGGGGGCAGGGGGAAGGGGGUGGUGGGUUAAAAUUACGAUGAAUCUUAUGUCUUAAUCACAUAGAACUUAAAAAAAUGAAAAAAAUGAAAUUCUGGUAAUAAGGGAGGGUAUUUUUUAAUUUAUGUAUCCCGUCCAUAAGUGGAAAGUUUGAUGCGCCACUGUCGACGCAUGUGCCACUGGAAAGUGACGGCACAGUGCUCAAUUGUUUUCUUUUAGGUUCUACUAUUUAACUUGUAGGGUCCCGUCGUGCCUAAAAUGAUUAAGAAAUUUCACCUAUAGCGGCUCCUAGUCUACUACUCAUUUGUAUAUGAACUGUUUUGCAAAAAUGCAAAUAUUCAGUGUGAGUUAAAAAAGUCACUGAAGCUGGGCUAAUAUGAAAUUAAUAUAAAGAUAUAAGUUAGCUGAUAUGUUUAUUAUUUCUAGUGAUAUAAGCCCUGUAACAUAUGAAAUGCAUACCAUAGUACUAUAAUUUUACUUUUCUGACAUGUAAGUAGAUGGUGUGAUGUGACUCACUGUAAUUUUUUUUAAAUUAAUUCAAAUCAACUGUUAAACAAUUAUUUUGUUUCAUAAAAACUGGCACUGGGCCACCCAAUCAAACUAUCUUUACUUACAAUCAAUCCUAUUUGUUGAACUUCUAAUGUUCUAAUGAACUAUCUUCGAACAUAAAAUCUAAUAAGGGGACUAAGAGACUUAUUAAUAUUCAGUUCAGCGGGAUGGCAUUGUAGGCGUGAAGUAUACAGGGUGAUUGUUAAGUGUGAGGAAGCUCAGUAGAUCUGUUACAGUAAAAAUAAAAAAAAAAAGUUAUUGACAAAAAUUGUAGGCAGCUUUAAACUCCACAUUUUAAAAGUAGUUACAAUCUUACAGGGUGUUCCAUAAGAUGGUGGCAGACCAAACUUAUUUUUUUUUAAUGGAACACCCUGUAUUUUACUUUAAAUUUGAAAUCUGCUUCACUUCCACAUCACAACAAUGUAAAGUUUUAUUAUGUUAUACCGGGUAUUUAAAAAGUUAUAACCAAUAUUACCUGAAAAUCGUAUCAAGUUUAACUCCCUGUAUAAUUAAGAAGGAGUAUAGGAACAUUGAUCUAUUGCAACCAUAGUUUUUUAAUAAUUGUUAAAAAUUAUAAAAUAUAUUCGUUAUAUUAUUCGUUAUAUAGUAAUAAUAUUCGUUAUAUCAAAUACAGGGUAAGUCAAAAUGCAAGUACAUUAUUUUCUUGGUAAUUUUAAAUGGAACACCCUGUAUUUUAUAUCUCUAUCGAAAAGUACUACUAUCGUACUUCAAAUUUUAUGAAGUACUCCCUAUACCUAAAGUUAUCAGUUUUCUAGAUAUUUUUAUUUUUCCAUUAAAGUAUUAAUUUGGUAGAUAUUUUAACGUUUACCAAUAAUUAUUGUGAGUUGGCCAUGAUUGAUUUGUCAGAAACUGACAGUUUGACAUUAUUGUUUAUUAAUUCAGUAUUGGGGCACACCGUAAAUUAGCAACAAUUAUUAUUUAGUAAUUCAGUAAUUAAUUCAAUUUAAAUUAGCAAUAAUGAAUUUUACUACUGAUGAAAUGGUAGAUAUGAUCUGGAUUUUGGGGGAAUUCAAUAAAAAUUCAUUACUAUCAGCUAGAAUUUAUCAAGAACGGUUUUCAGAUAGGCGGCAACCUUGACAAGAUACAUUUGAAAAAUUGAAAGAUCGAUUUAACCGCACUGGUUCAGUGAAUUAUGAAAAACAUGAACGAACAAAAACUAGUGUGACAGAGGAAAACGAAAUGAGUGUGUUGAUGGCAGUUACAGAAAACCCACACACAAGUAUAAGGAGUAUUUCCAAUGAACAAGAACUUAGUUACUACUCUCUUCAAAACAUUCCAUCUAAAAACAAGAUGCACCCUUAUAUUCAAAAGCACCAAGAAUUAAAUAAUAAUGCUUUUCAGAAACGAAUAGCAUUUUGUUAAUGGGCCUUAGAAAAAAUUAAUGAGCAGAGAGAUUUUUCUGAUUAUGUCCUAUUUGGUGAUGAAGUUACAUUCCAUCGAAACGGUUCUGUUAAUAGGCAUACCUUUCACUACUAUUCAACAAGUAAUCCAUACACAAGUCAAACAAGUUGGUCUCUAAAUGUGUGGGGAGGUAUCGUCGGUAACCAUGUAGUAGGACCAUAUUUUUUUGAAGGUAACUUAUAUGGUGAGAUUUAUUUAGAUUUUAUCGUAAAUCAGUUACCGAUAUUAUUAGAAGAGGUUCCACUUAAUAUACGUGAACAAAUGUGGUUUCUACAUGACGGUGCUCCUGCGCACCACAACGAAUUAGUACGUGGUGAACUUAAUGAUCAGUUUGGUGAAAGAUGGAUCGGAAGGGAUGGACCGGUAAGGUGGCCCCCCAUGGUCACCAGAUUUAAAUAAAAUGGACUCAUUUUUUUGGGGUUGCGUUAAGAACGAAGUAUAUAAAAUACCUCCAACAACAAGGGCUGAUAUGAAAAAUAGAAUCCGAAUUGCAUUUCAAAAUAUUUCUUUACAAAUAAUGCUUAGUAAUGUAAGCAACUCUUUCAAUGACCGCUUUCAAGUGUGCAUAGAUAUUUUGGGAGGUCAUUUUGAACACCUUACUUAAGUAAGAUAAGUUAAAAUUACUGUCGUUUUCUUUUUUUCUGUGUUAUUUUUUUUAUUUUCCGUCGGUUAUUUUUUAUAAAUUUUAUUUGAAAUAAAUUGUUUUCUUUUCUGUGUCGUUAUUUCGUUCCUGAAUUAAUAAACCGUAAUGUCAAACUGUCAGUUUCUGACAAAUCAAUCAUGGCCAACUCACAAUAAUUAUUGGUAAACGUUAAAAUAUCUACCAAAUUAAUACUUUGAUGGAAAAAUAAAAAUAUCUAGAAAACUGAUAACUUUAGGUAUAGGGAGUAGAAAAUACAAGGUGUUCCAUUUAAAAUUACCAAGAAAAUAAUGUACUUGCAUUUUGACUUACCCCGUAUUUGAUUUAACGAAUAUGUUUUAUAAUUUUUAACAAUUAUUAAAAAACUAUGGUUGCAAUAGAUCAAUGUUCCUAUACUCCUUUUUAAUUAUACAAGGAGUUAAACUUGAUACGAUUUUCAGGUAAUAUUGGUUAUAACUUUUUAAAUAUCCGGUAUAACAUAAUAAAACUUUACAUUGUUGUGAUGUGGAAGUGAAGCAGAUUUCAAAUUUAAAAUUAAAUAUGGGUGUUCCAUUUAAAAAAACAUAAGUUUGGUCUGUCACCAUCUUAUGGAACACCCUGUAAGAUUGUAACUAAUUUUAAAAUGUGGAGUUUAAAGAUGCCUACAAUUUUUGUCAAUAACUUUUUUUUGUAAUUUUAACUAUAACAGAUCUACUGAGCUUCAUCACACUAAUCAAUCACCCUGUAUACACAAUGGAUAAUUUCAUGAAACAGGUAAAUCCCUGGUUUAUGGAAUUUCACACCUCGAAAAAUAGCACGCAGCUCAGCUGAAUAUUAGUGAGUCUCUUAGUUCCCUUGUUCGACUAUAAACAUUGUACGGAUGUUCACGAAAUUAUAACUUGUAUCGUCAAAAACUUGCUUUGCUUCUGAAAUAACAUUAAAAGUGACAGUACAUGGAAAUUAUUCCUUUACAUUAUAAAUUACAAUUUCAUUAGUGCAUUAUAUUACAAUGCACAGUAUAAGUGGAGAUUCAACAUUCUCUUUGUUUAAGAUGCGCUGUAAGUUCUAUAGUCAACGACACAUAGAUACUAAAAUAUUACAUUAUUUCCUAAAUUCAUACAAUAAAAGACUUAAUAAAUUUUAUUUUCUCUACUGAUAAAUUGAAUUGUGAUUGAAUUAAAGAACACUGGUUUUUGACGUUGCUAGUAUGUGAUAGUAAUAAGAAAGUCACAUAGUAUAUAAUUUAUAAGUAGUUAAAUUUAUUUAUAAUUAAUUUAAAGCUAGGCAAUUAUACAUAUUUAUAUUGAUUUAUAUACGCGCUAAAAUUGUAUUUUAGCCUUGGCAUUCAAUUUUAUAUGGUUGGUGAACAUACUUUUGCCUUACUCAGUGCAUGAUUAAAGUCUCAACUUAUAACACUCAAUUUAUGAUCUCGAAUCAAGGUCAUUCAAUAUUUUAUAUUAUCCCCUUUGAUAUAUGUAUAUUUGAAUAUUCUCUGAAAGCCCCCGUUGAUAUAUAUGUAUAUAUGAAUAUUCUGACAGUCCACUUUGAUAUAUAUGUAUAUUUGAUAUAUUUAUUGGAAUAUUUAUGUGAUCGUAUGUUAAAAACUUAAAUAAAAAUAUGGAUGAUGACACCUUAAUAAUACGCAAGAAUUUAGCAAAUAUAGAAAGAAUAAUAAUUCAUUGCAGUGGAGAUAUGGACUCCUACCUAACAUCAAAAAACCCAAGUUCGAAAUAAAUGUUAGAAUUGCUUCGCCCGUGCAAUGAUGACAAUGCCGAAGAUUAUUUGUUGCAGAGAUUUGACAUUAGCCCUAAAAAUACGAUUGGCCAAAUGUUACAGUUUGUUAAAAUUUAGUCUAAUCAUGAAUGUCUAAGCUUACAGGAAAAAGUAGAAGAAAAACGAUGACUAGAAAGGCGAAAGAUUUCCUGACUGAAAAAUAUACGUACGUGGUUCAACACAACAACCACAAAUCUUUUCAGAGCAGCAGUGUGCAAAGUAAAUAUUGCCAUGAUGGUCGCCAACAUCCAAAACGGAUACACUACAAGAAGAUGAAUGCUGAAUCGAAAGGCGAUCAAAAGAUUUGAUUGGAAUCAUUUGAUAUUUGGACAUAUAGUGGAUUCUGAAGAUCUUAUGGAUAUAUCACAUUUACGAACGUUGAAAUGUUUCAAGGUGCUACCAUACCACAUGUUCCGAAGCAUAUAAUGGAAGUGCUUUUCAGUGAGUAGAGCAGCACCUUAAGCAUAAAGAAAUAAAAAGAUGUUUGAACCAAAAAUGAAAUGGAAUAAAGUUCAGAAGUGGAGUUGAAUCGUCACACACUCCGAAAAAAUAGUUCCAGUAUUGCAAAGACUGCCCUAGAGUGGAAUCCCCAAGGAAAAAGAGGUCGCCCAGCACAAACUUGGAGGAGAUCCAUCAUGGAUGAGAUAAGAAGUCGAGGAAAGUCUUGGAAUGAAGCGAAGGCCUCAGCGCAAAAUAGAACCCGAUGGCGCGUUUUCACUGAAACUCUAUGCUCCACUGAGGGGUUCAAGAACCUUAUACAUAUGAGCCAAGACAUUCUUCAGAACAAUCCAACAUUAUCCCCUGUCUCUGGCAACUCAAUUUUCCUCUGGCUCGUUGUCCAAUCGGCCCCCUCUUCGGCCAAAAACUUUUCUGACUGUUGCACCUUCCUCUUGCCUGAUUGGCAAGGCGGGGAGAAAAAGAUAUAAUAUAUCUUUUUCUAUAUAAUAUAUUGUAUUAUAUAUUGCGUAUUUCUGAUUAUUCUAAUUACGAAUUUAAUUUAAUACCUGUAACGAAACAACUGUCUAUAAUUUAUAAUAUCAUACUGUAUAUUUUUUCAUUUUUGGCGGUUUACACCCGUUAAACAAAAUAUAUUAUUAUCAUUAUCGAUACAUUGGGUUUUGUACAAAGUUGUUUACCAGAAAAACAAAAGCGUCAAUCGUAUUUAUAUAUCAUAUCAUUUUUUCAUUAUUUUCACGAGCUGUCAAAGUUACUCCUAUACAUACGCAAUUCUCAAUUCACGUCAUAUUUGUCGUCAUUUUUGUUAUCUGGUAUAAAAAAAACGCUAAGAUGAAUCACGUUUUAUUAGCAAAUUACAAUUUACAUUUCAUGGGUGCAUAGUAUUAAUGAGAUUUAAGUCAAUGUUAUGAGUUUAUGUGCAAAGGUACUACGACAAGCAGAAAGAAGAUAGACGUCACUGAAAUGGUCUGUUGUAGAAGAAUGUUUCGAAUUCUGUGAGGCGACCACAGGACAAAUAAAUGUUAAAUGAGUAAAAAAUAGUUCAAGUAUUACCAAGACUGCCCUAGAGUGAAAUCCCCAGGAAAAAGAAAAAGAUGUCACCCAGCUAAACUUAGAGAAGAUCCAUCAUGGACGAGAUAAGAAGUCAAGGAAAGUCUUGGAGUGAGAUGAAGGCCUAAGCGCGAAAUAAAACCCGAUGGCGCAUUUUCACUGAAGCUUCGGAGUUCAAGAUCAUUAUGAGUCAAAGGUCAGCAAAUGGCUCUCAAGCAAAGUUCAUCUCCGGCAAUUAAAAUACUUUGGACAUAUUAGAGAGCAGACAGAAACAUGGAAAUACUAAUUAUCCAAGAAAAGGUAAAAAUACGAAAAUCACUAGGAAGAUCCCAACAAGAUGGAUCUGCCAAAUUACAGGAAUAUGUAAAAGACCUAGGCAUGAAUUAAAAUGACCCUCCCAUGAUGGUUCACUCCCUCCAGGGGGGUCAGAACUGAAGGGAGAGUAUCUGGGGCAUAUAAUGGGAGGUAGCAGAUACUAGAUACUGCAGUUAAUACUCAACGAAAAAAGUGGAAAAAAUACGAAUUUAAAUACUGAUUUACAACAAAUUUUUAUUUUAUAGUAUUUUUAUUUACUUGUUAUGUUACAAAUAUUAUUUCUAGCAAUUAUUGAAGCUAAUUGGCUCUCCCCAAAGCCAUAAAUUCCACAAAAAGAAGAAAAAAAUAAAUAAAAAAUUCCUACGCAUUACUACACCAUUGCUCGAGGCACUUACGAAAUUUUUUCAAAAUUGCAACAUGUUUCAUCAAGUUAUCGCAAAAAAGGAUAAAAUGUGAGAUUCUAUCUAACAGCGCGACUACUCGCGGGUUAAAGAAGAAGAAGCAAAAAAUACAAAUAAAAUAAAUAUUUCUAUAAUCGAAAAAUAAUUGUAGGAAAAAAGAUAUUAAAAAAAAUCAACCUCGAAUAAGCUCUUCUGGCAUAUUUUUAACAUGAUUAUCUUUUCAGACAAGUACCUAAAUUGAAAGGAAAAAUAUGUCAAUUUUUUGGUAUUGAUCAACCAUUUUCUUGGGGCUAUAAAAUGACGUGAAUUGAGAUAUGACAUAUUACAUUUAUACAGACUAUUACAUCAUUUUCUGAAUAAAUAAAUAAAAAUUUUCACUGCAUCGUUGUACAGCCUACCAUACAUACAUAAUAUUCAUGCUUUAGUACCUUUUUUAUAAUUUUAGUGAUAAUGCCUGCUAUAAUGUCUUAUUAGUUGUAGAUAAUUAUUUAUAUACUUCUGCUGUAAUUAUUUUUUAUAUCGUUAAAUAUUUUGGUCUGAGUAAUUGUUGAUGAAACAUUUCAGCUGACUUAGUAAUUAUUGUUAUAUAUUUAAUAUCGUCCAAUGUUCAUGAUUGGAAAGUGAUAUGUUCAAUUCAAAGCGACUUUUCAGGUAACAUUAAUAAAGAUACUGAAUUCCAAGUUUCAGCUACUAAUAAUUUGAAAAUUAUGCGAAAAAGUCCAAUAAUUUAUCGUAUUUAUAAAUUGUAAUUACAAUUACUUAUGGUGAUGUACAACCUGUUACUGUACAAAACAAUAAACUCCUCCAUAGAAUAUUUUGUGAAAUGAACCAAAAAUUAAUAUCCUUUAAUUUACUGUUUAUAAUUAAUUUUUUCGAAACAAGGUGUUAAAUCAUUUAUUAGAUAACAAAUCUUUAGAUACUUACUUUUAAUAACUGAUCAAUAAAUUGUUAAGUUCC